This is a messenger RNA of Neocloeon triangulifer, 1301 nucleotides long. RefSeq names its product brachyurin-like. The record is from RefSeq and is a predicted model, not a curated record. Lineage: Eukaryota; Metazoa; Arthropoda; Insecta; Ephemeroptera; Baetidae. Gene Ontology annotation, molecular function: serine-type endopeptidase activity. Gene Ontology annotation, biological process: proteolysis. The transcript has 7 exons. The coding region runs from base 119 to 1195 and encodes 358 amino acids.
AUCGUCGUCACAACUCGUGUAUAUUUGACGUUCGGCUGUGGAAGUGCGUUUCCGUCCUUGUCAAUGGCGUUGCUGCGGAACCAGGCCAGCUUGACAGUGAUGCCGCUGACCGUUGGGCAUGAUUGUAUUUUCCCACAUCACAUUGGCGCUUUUCGUUUGUGCUGUUUUCUGUGAAGAACAAUCGGAAGUUACUACGCAGGAAAAUAAGGAUGUCUUCGCGGGGAAGAACAUUUCGCGCGCCACGAUGCCAAUCGUUGAAGGCAAGCAGGACGAGAUUUUGGCAAGAAUGAAGAAAAUUCGACAGCAGGCAUCUUUAAACAGUGAAGGAAAACUGGACGUUGGAGUUCGCAUCAUCAAAGGUCGAUUGGCAAAAAAAGGUGAAUUUCCGUACCAAGUGACAGUGAUUGCUGACGAAGAUGAAAUUUGCGGCGGCUCCCUGGUCACCAACAGCCACGUCCUGACGGCGGGCCACUGCGUUUUUGAAAAAAACGAGUUCGAGCUAAUCUUCGGUUCGCUUAACGAGGAGACUGCGGACAAAGGGUCAGUCACUUUGUACAGCAACAAGUCGGUUUGCCACAGUGAAUACAAUUCCACCUCUUUGGAGAAUGACAUCGCCAUCAUUUACCUGCCAAAACCUGUCAAGGAAACCAGUUUAAUUAGCACGGUCAAGAUACCAACUAAGAGUCAGGCUGACCAAGUGGGAUUGCCUAAGAACUAUGCGACAAUUGCCGGCUGGGGGAGGACAUCAGAUGCAAGCAUGGACGUGAGUCAAGUCUUGAAGACAGUUGACCUGCAAAUUAUUGACAAUAAAGAAUGCCUUGACGCAUUCGGAGAAGGUUCUGUUUCGUCGGCGCAGGUUUGUGCUUUGGGCAACAAUGGCGACGCCACUUGUCAGGGUGACAGUGGUGGACCUCUAGUGCAGAAAUUCAACGACGAAAACAUCCAGAUUGGCUUGGUGUCGUUUGGCGCGGGUGAAGGAUGCGAAAAGGGCUUCCCUGAGGUUUACACCAGGGUGUCGAGUUAUCUCCAAUGGAUUUCCUUGAAAACAAAAUCAACACCUCACUCCAAACCCUCUCGACCUAAAAAUCACAAGAAAAACAACAAUAAGAAGAAGAAGCAACAGAAGAAGGCCAAGAAGAGAGCCAAAGUUAGAAUGAGCGAUCCUAGAAAAUUGUUUCAGUCAAAUAAUGGAUAAAUCUGAAUUAAUGGUUUAUUAAAUUGGUUGCAAUUCGAUUAUUUGAAAUUAAAAUAAAAGUUACAAGACCAGAAAUUUGAUUAAAUCUCAUUGAUGUAUUAAAAUA